AUGACCACUCUUCGGGUGCUGCUGCACAUAGCCGCUCACCGUGACUACGAGCUUCACUCUCUUGACUUCAGCACAUCUUUCCUACAGGGCAGCCUGCAUGAGGAGAUCUGGCUGCGCCGCCCACCUGGCUUCACUGGGUCGUUUCCUCCUGGUACCCAGUGGAGCCUCCGGCGGCCAGUCUACGGUCUCCGCCAGGCGCCCCGUGAGUGGCACGACACACUGAGGACUACGCUUGCGGCUCUUGGGUUUGCUCCUUCUACUGCUGACCUGUCGCUGUUUCUACGCACCGACACCUCUUUGCCGCCGUUCUACAUCCUCGUGUACGUCGACGACUUGGUCUUUGCUACAGCUGACACUGCUGGACUCGCCCACGUGAAGUCCGAGCUGCAGAAGAGACACACAUGCACAGACCUGGGUGAACUUAGCAGCUACCUCGGCUUGCAGAUCACCCGGGACAGAGCACGACGCACCAUUACACUGUCUCGAGCACACAUGGUGCAGCAGGUCCUUCAGCGCUUCGACUUCACGUACUCCUCGCCUCAGGCCACUCCUCUGUCUACUCGCCACUCGCUCUCAGCUCUGCCUUCGGAUGAGUCCGUAGAGCCGAGUGGCCCGUACCCAGAGCUUGUUGGCUGCCUCAUGUACCUGAUGACCUGCACACGACCUGACCUUGCAUACCCUCUUAGCAUCUUGGCACGCUAUGUUGCUCCUGGGAGAUACCGAUCAGAGCACAUGGCUGCAGCGAAGAGGGUGUUGCGCUACUUGUGCAGUACGUCGGGCAUGGGGCUAGUGCUUGGAGGGCAGAGUCCAGUGGUCCUCACUGGUCACGCAGACGCGUCUUGGGUUGACGACCUGGCUACGCAGCGGUCGUCACAGGGUUACACAUUCAGCCUUGGUUCCGGCUCUGUUUCGUGGCGGUCUACCCGCUCGUCGUCUGUUCUCAGCUCCAGCUGUGAGGCUGAGAUCUACGCAGGAGCCAUGGCUGCACAGGAGUUACGCUGGCUCACCUACCUGCUGACUGACCUGGGAGAGCCGCCUCGUUCUCCUCCAGUUCUGUACGUAGACAACAAGGCCAUGCUGGCCUUGUGUCGGGAGCACAGACUGGAGCACAAAACGAAGCACAUCGCUCUUCGCUACUUCCUUGCUCGUGAGCUGCAGCAGCGUGGACAGCUGCGCCUUGCUUACGUGGCCUCUCAGGCCAACACUGCUGAUAUCUUUACCAAGGCACUCCAGCCUUGUGAUCAUCAGCGCUUUUGUACGAUGUUAGGUCUUGUGCCUACCUGGCCUCACCUACUGAACUCUUGA
Messenger RNA from Closterium sp. Yama58-4, 1305 nucleotides. NCBI's taxonomy places the organism in Eukaryota, Viridiplantae, Streptophyta, Zygnematophyceae, Desmidiales, Closteriaceae. The record is from the annotation of a GenBank genome assembly.